Molecule: messenger RNA, 1651 nt
Organism: Chelmon rostratus (copperband butterflyfish)
Lineage: Eukaryota; Metazoa; Chordata; Actinopteri; Chaetodontiformes; Chaetodontidae
Gene: clic3
Product: chloride intracellular channel 3
Exons: 7
Coding region: 182-919 (245 amino acids)
Source: RefSeq, a predicted model, not a curated record
CAAAAAGCAGAGGCUGAGAAGAGAGGACAGGCAGGAGAGGGAGAGGUGAAGCACUGGAAUUAAGAGAAAUACAGGUGGAGUGAAGACAAGCAGUGUUCUUGCAUCCUGUGCAGACUGUGACCACCAGUUGACAGAAUCAGACCAUUUCGCGGACACUACAAGGGGAGAGACGGACGCAAAGAUGGCAGAGGGCCCGAAGAUUGAACUCUUCGUUAAGGCCAGUGGUGACGCUGAGAGUGUGGGGAACUGUCCUUUCUGCCAGAGGCUCUUCAUGAUUCUGUGGUUAAAAGGGGCCAACUUUACCCUCACCACUGUGGAUAUGAAGAGGGCACCAGAUGUGCUGAAGACUUUGGCUCCAGGCUCUCAGCCUCCCUUCCUCAUCUACAACGAAGAGGUCAAAACAGACACUAACAAGAUUGAGGAGUUCUUGGAGGAGACCUUAGCCCCGCCAGAGUAUCCAAAAUUGUGCUGUCGGUACAAACAGUCCAACGGCGCUGGAGAAGACAUCUUCCGAAAAUUCUCAGCAUACAUCAAGAAUCCCAACCCUGGAUUAAAUGACAUGCUGGAGAAGAAAUUUCUUUCAACUCUGGUGAAGCUUAACAUGUACCUAGAGACACCUCUCCCUUAUGAGCUGGACCAGAACCCAGAUGCCACUGAGUCCUCACGCCGUUACCUGGACGGUGACACCCUCACCUUGGCAGACUGCAACCUGCUUCCCAAACUCAACAUUGUCAAGGUGGUCUGUAAGGAGUAUCGAGACUUUGCCAUCCCUACUCAGCUGAAAGGUCUGACACGUUACCUGGAUAAUGCCUACAAACAGGAUGAGUUUCGUUACACCUGCCCAAAUGACUCAGAGAUCCUCAGUGCCUAUGAAUCUGUGGCAAAGUACCUGAACAAGCCUGUCAAGACAGAGAGAUGAAGCAGUACAAAGAAGAACAAAGAAGAAUAGAAUGAGAAAUGCAGAGAAAAGGUGACAAAAUGCCUGAAUUUAUUCUCUAUUUGUGCCAAAAUCAUAUGAGUCUAAUGAACAGUUUUUGCAAUGGCAUGUUUAAUUAUCAGCUUUCCAGAUUAAAAAGUUGUGUUGUUUUCAUGAAUUGGGUUCUACUGUUGCAAACUGCUGCUUCAAAGUUGCUUAAAAGUUGUAAUUGCAUACUGUAUUGCAUGCUGUGGUUGUACUGAAGUGGAUGUUAUAUUCAGCCCCUUAAGAGGGAGAAACAGCACUGUAAAUCCCAGAGAAUAUUUAUGUUAUGGCUCACUGGGAAUGCAUGUAUACUAUCUAAGCAUUUACAUAACAUUGAUUGACAUUUAUUAAUGACAUAAAAUCAGAUCCAUUGUCAUGUCAAAUAUUGUUUUAUAUGUUCAUUAAAUUAUUUAUGUAAACCAUUAAAAAUAGCAUUGGUUGUAUAUAAGGUAGGCUUUAAAGCUAUUAAAGUGUAUUUUAAUGGGAAAUUUUUAAAGUAAUAAAGAACAUUCUCUUAAUAAAAACUGGUUAACACCCACUUACAUUUUUCACAGUCCGUCCUGUCACAUGACCUAUAAAAAUACAUUACUGCAUGUAUCUCAACAGUUUAACUUUAACACAUGUUUAAUUUAACAGAAUGAAGACAGAAAAUAUUUUGAUAUGUUCGAUAUUAAAGGCUGUGUGAAAACA